Molecule: messenger RNA, 1204 nt
Organism: Eurypyga helias (sunbittern)
Lineage: Eukaryota; Metazoa; Chordata; Aves; Eurypygiformes; Eurypygidae
Gene: CFAP61
Product: cilia and flagella associated protein 61
Exons: 9
Source: RefSeq, a predicted model, not a curated record
GUUGGAAGAUUAUGAUGAUCUUAUGCCGAUCUGGACACGUCAGAGUGAGGCCCUGAAAGAAACCUACGGUGAAUAUUUCCUUGCUGAUCUCCUAGAAUGUCAGGAUGAAGAAAACCAGGCUGUUGUGUGUGAGGAUGGUGACACUGCAGUAGGAUUCAUGAGCUUAAGUUCUCAAGUAAACGUUUCCUUGCUUCAGGAGUGUUUUCACUUGGGGCUUUUCCAUGGACUCUGUAAAGCACAUCCUGAUGAUAUCCUCAGAAUGCCAGAGAAGCCAAGCUGGCAAGGAGGUGAAGAUAAAACCAACCAAAGAAGUCAAGAGGUGGAGUCGCUUUCACCCCAAAACUUUGAGCAUACUCAUGGUGAGGGGGCGGCUGUGCAGAAAGAUGGAGCCAUUGCCACUUUCCAUACUGCUCUGCUGAUAGAUGAUGUCAGUGAUGUCGAAGCCGCAGCAACACCCCUCCUUGAGACUGAAGAAGAAGGUGCUUUUCAUCCAGUGUACAGAGGGACUUCAAAUGCUUUCUGUGUCCGUCUGCUUUGUAUCGAUGAGAAGCAUGAAACUCGAUCGCUGGAUUUCUUGCCCUAUGUUUUCCAGCUGUUUCCAGACAAAGACUUCUGUGUCAUCCUCGUGCCACAUCAUGUACCAGAGUUCCACCUGAUCCAGAGUUUUGUGCGGGUUGUCCCUUUCUUUACGUCCAAGCUUGGCCGUGAGCUUUACGUGUUCCACCGUGCGGGAUUGCUCAUGUCAUUUAAUGUAAGAAAGGCAACAACUGAUGACCUACAUGAUGUCAGAAUGCUCAUUAAAACCCUUCAUUUGAGUGGAAGUAUAUUGAACGACUUGCAGACCUUUACCCUGGCUCGCAGGGACCCGGAUAUUGAGUAUAUUCGAUCCCAUUACAACAUCGAAGAUUUCAUCCAUUUCAAUCACCACCAGCAGGAGGAACAUGGGCAUCUUCACCACUUUGUCCUCAAUCCUAUAUUUCGUCACUACUCAAAACACUUCCUAAAGGAAAUUCUUCGCUUGGCCCACAAAUCUUCCCUUUACUAUCCUAUUUACCCACAGGGUGUGGGAGGCAAGAAUCCCUGCGCCCAUUCCCUGACAUCUGCCCUUCAUUACAUGGUUCCCGUGCGACCAAGACGACAGAUUUUCUAUCCUCUGGAAGAGCUUGGCAUGAACGCUCCGUCGGAGCAGGUCUCCAAGGAUCAG